Molecule: messenger RNA, 3414 nt
Organism: Balaenoptera ricei (Rice's whale)
Lineage: Eukaryota; Metazoa; Chordata; Mammalia; Artiodactyla; Balaenopteridae
Product: mucin-16-like
Exons: 27
Coding region: 1-3414 (1137 amino acids)
Source: RefSeq, a predicted model, not a curated record
AUGGGCAGGGAAAGCCCUGCACACCUGGGGCGCCAUCGGCGAGGGCAGCUGGUGGCUCUGACCGUGACCCUCCUCCUCACCUGCGGGCCAGGCCCUGAUGAGUCUGUGGCAAUCACCACCAGGGAGCUGAGUCAAGGAGAACAUGGAGGAACCACUUGGCCAACCAGUAACCCCGCCUCUCUUACGACUAUGAUCAAUGUGGGGACUGAUGGCAUUGUGGAGCGUAUCACAAAGAUACCCAAUGAAGCAGCACAUGGAGACACCACCAUCCAUGUCCCCCUGGCAUCCACGUCUGCUAGUCUUAGAGGACUAUCAACAGGAGGGACAGAGAGGGCAGAGACCACUGCCAUGGUUCUGAAGACCACUUCCACAGUGACUUUGACUACCAGAGUCUCUACUCCCACUUCAGAGAUCACAGCCGCACCAUCCAUCCCACCUGGAUUGGAGACUAGUACAGCUCUUCCAAAUCAGACUGUUUCUCUCAGUCCACCAGAAACAUCCUCUCUCUUCACCACAACUGUGACCAAGACAGCCAGAGUUAAUCUAACUCCAACGGCUUCAUUUGAUGUUCCUGCAGAAACAGCCUCACUCUCCACCCAUCCUGGGACAGACAUCAGCGCAACUAUCUCAACUUCAGCUCUUUCCCGUGGUUUACCAGAGACCACAGGCUUAUUGGCCACCAGGCCUGCAACAGAGGCCAGUACAAGUACCCCAGCUCUGACUGUUUCCCCUGGCGUUCUUGGGCCUUCCAGGACCUCUGCAACAACUGUUGGGCUUUAUACUGUACCUUCCUGGAGCACAGAAACCUCACCACCCACAACCUCAGUUGGACACCCAGAAUUUCCCAAGACUGUGACAGGGGACACCGUGACCUUGAUAGCAUCAGAGACCCCAACACCAUCUAAAACCAGUCAUGGGGAAGGAUUAAGUACAACCGCUAUCCUGAAAACCACCACUGUUGAGACCACUCAUUUAGCUGCCACAGGUUCAGGUCCCACUGUGGCUGAGACCACAAUCACCUUCAAUACACUGUCUGGAAGUCCUUUUGCCCCUGUGACCACACCUGGAAUCUCUACCUUGGCCUCUGUGAGUGUGACUUCAGGAACAACUGCAAUUCCUUUAUUGAUGCCUUUUACUGUCAACUUCACCAUCACCAACCUGCACUACACGGAAGACAUGGGAAACUCGGACUCUGAGUUAUUCAGUGCCACUGAGAGAGACCUGCAGCACCUGCUCAGUCCUCUGUUCAAAAAGAGCAGCGUUGGUUCCCUGUAUACCAGCUGUAGACUGACCUUGCUCAGGGCUGACAAGGAUGGAACAAGCACCAGAAUGGAUGCGGUCUGCACCUACCGCCCAGAUCCCACAGGCUUCAGGCUGGACAGAGAACGGCUGUAUUGGGAACUAAGCCAACAGACCCAUGGUAUCACUCGGUUGGGCCCCUACACCCUGGACAGGAACAGUCUCUACGUCAAUGGUUAUAACCAUCAGUACUGGAUCCCCACCACCAGCACUCCGGUGACCUCUACAUUCUCUCCAGGACCUCCAACAACUCUGACCUCCACCCCCAGCUCUACAGUUGCAAGCAUGGGCCCAGCCCUGGUGCCAUUCACCCUUAAUUUCACCAUCACCAACCUGUUCUAUACCCCAGACAUGGGGCACAGAGGCUACGCAAAGUUCAACUUCACUGAGAAGCCUCUGAAUCGCCUGCUUGGUCCUCUGUUCAAGAACACCAGUAUCGGCCCACUGUACUCUGGCUGCAGACUGACUCUGCUCAGGACUGAAAAGGAUGGGGCAGCAACUGGAGUGGAUACCAUCUGCACCUACCAUCCUGACCCCAAGCAUCCCGGGCUGGACAGAGAAAAGUUGUACCAGGAGCUGAGUCAGCUGACUCAUGGAGUCACCCAGCUGGGCACCUACACCCUGGACCGUAAUAAGCUCUAUGUCAAUGGUUAUAAUGAACAUGGUCCAGAUGAGCCUCUUACAACUCCCGAACCAGCUACCAUGUUCCUGCCUACUUCAUCAUCACCUGUGCAACCAGAAUCCACCACAGCUAUGGGACACAACCUGAAGACCCUCACACUCAACUUCACCAUCUCCAACCUUCCAUAUUCAUCAGACAUGAGCAAUGGCUCAGCCAUGUUCAACUCCACCGAGAUGGUCCUGCAGCGCCUGCUUGGAUCGUUGUUCCAGAAGAGCAGCCUGGGCCCCUUCUACUCGGGUUGCAGACCAAUCUCCCUCAAACCUGAGAAGGAUGGUGCAGCCACCAGCAUGGAUGCCGUCUGCACCUACCACCCUGACCCCACGGGCCACAGGCUGGACAGAGAGCAGCUUUAUUGGGAGCUGAACCAGCUGACCAGUGGUGCCACCCAGAUGGGCUUCUACACCCUGGCCAAGGACAGCCUCUUCGUCAAUGGCUAUGCACCCCAGAGUUUAUCUAUCCAGAGCGAGUACCAGCUAAAUUUCCACAUCAUCAACUGGAACCUCAGCAACCCAGACCCCACGUCCUUAGAGUACAUUGCCCUGCUGAAGGACAUCCAGGACAAGGUCACAAAACUGUACAGAGGCAGCCAGCUACAAGACAUAUUCCACUCCUGCCUGGUCACCAACUUGAUGUUGGAUCCCAUGUCGGUCAGCAUCAAGGCAUUAUUCGCCUCCAAUCUGGACUCCAGCGUGGUGAAGCAAGUGUUUCUAGGCAAGACCCUUAAUGCCUCAUCCUACUGGCUGGGUGCCACCUACCAGUUGACAGAUGUGCAUGUGACAGAAGUGGAGCCAUCAAUUCAUCUACCAACAGACCAACCAACAAUCAGUCCCAGCUUCCAGAACUUCCAGCUGAAUUUCACUGUCACCAACUUAAUCUAUUCCCAGGACAUAGCCCCAGGCACCCCCAAACACCAGCGGAACAAGAGAAAUAUUGAGGAUGCGCUCAACCAGCUCUUCCGAAACAGCAGCAUCAAGAAUUAUUUUUCUGACUGUCAAGUUUCAGCAUUCAGGUCUGAGCCCCCCAGCAACCACACUGGGGUAGAUGCUCAGUGUAACUUCUCACCAUUGGCUCAGAGACUGGACAGAGUUGCCAUCUAUGAGGAAUUCCUGCAGCUGACCAAGAAUGGUACCCAGCUGCAGAAUUUUAUCCUGGACAGGAAUAGUGUCCUUGUGGAUGGGUAUUCUCCCAACAGAAACAAUGUCUUGACUGAGAAUUCGGACCUCCCCUUCUGGGCCAUCAUCCUCAUCUGUCUGGCAGGACUCCUGGGGCUCAUCAUAUGCCUGAUCUGCUGUUUCCUGAUAAGCAAGGAAGUGUUGUUGUCUUCUUACUAUCAGGUCACUGUUUCCAGGCAGAAGGAGGAGGAAGACUGCGAGGCUCAGCAACAACGCCUGGGCUAUUACCUGCCACGCGUGGACCUGAGGAAGCUGCAGUGA